CGGUUAGUUGGCGCGCGGGGCCCCGGUGAUUGGGACGGCCAAGACAGGCGCUCCGUAUAAAAGGAGAAAGAAGAGACAAAAGACAGGGCCAAACGAACAAGAUAAACUGUUUAAACGGAGCGACGACCACACAGUGACGACGACGACGACGACGAAGACGAAGACGAUCGAACAUUGAAAUUUCAUUCUAUAUAUAUUUUUUUCCUUUUCGCUUCUUUUCUCUUUCUUUUGCCUCUUACGAGACCAAAUCGAGAAUCAAAGUGCGCGCAUCUCGCGGAAAAACAGCCGCGAACUUGACCGAUUUCUACCCAUCGAGGGUGGCAGUAAUCAACGGACACACGGAUUACGCGCACCAUCGUACCGACUGAAUUUCUAUUUUGGAUACCUAACGGCUCGCUUCAAGUUCGGAGAGGAUCCAGAGAAACAAGGAGCGAGGUAGAGAAGAUAGGUUGGAUGGUGCCGCGGGUCGGCGCCGUUUGAACCGCUUUCGAAAGGAUCGAACAGAUUUUCUUCCGAAAGAGAAGGGAAAAGAAGAGCAGCGGAAGAGUUAUCGAGUUCGAAAGGGUUAGGGUGGCGCGCCACCCGUUAAUUUGGCGGUAAAGAGCGGUGCGAAGGCGGCCCGACACCAUGGGGGUCGCCGACGAUUUCGCGCCGAGCUUCACCCAGAAGCCGCAACUUCGGCAAGAGGACGACGGGAACCGGCUGAUAUUCGAGUGUCAGUUGAUCAGUUCGCCGAAACCCGAGAUAUCCUGGUAUCGUGGCGAAACCGAACUCAGCCAAGAUGCUAGGACCAACUUCAAGAUGCAGAGCAUCGGGACGAACAAGUUUCUCGUCGUCCUGGAGCUCGACGACGUUAUCGAGACCGACGCGGGACUGUACAAGGUCAAGGCCAAGAACAAGAUGGGCGAGGUCGCGGCUUCGAUUAAUCUCAACUUCAGCCCUGCGGAAGAACCAGACAGAGAAGGACAAAUCGAUGGUAUCGCGCCAACUUUUGCGAAAAAGCCUGCUAUCAGACAAGAAGACGACGGUAAACGACUACUUUUCGAAUGUCGCAUCACAGCCGAUCCCACGCCAAAGGUUACGUGGUUUCACGAUGGAAAUAUGGUCAAAGAUUCACCGAGGCACAAGCUCACCGUCGACAAAGAUGGUCACUCGUAUUUCGCGACUUUGGAAAUAAAAAAUGUGACCGUUGAGGAUGCUGGCAAAUAUAAGGUCACCGCGAAAAACGAGCUCGGCGAAUCUAACGCUACUAUUUCCUUAAAUUUCGACAACGCAGAAGAAGGACCUGGUUUCGCGCCGACGUUCGUCGAGAAACCCCGCAUCAUUCCGAACGAAACCGGUACCUUGAUCACGAUGAAAUGCAAGUGCAAGGCCAAUCCAAAGCCCGAAGUUACGUGGUUCCGUGGGACCAACGUCGUCAAGGAAUCCUCCAAGAUCUCGAUCAAGACGAAGACCGUGGAAGAAGACGUUUACGAAUUGAUCAUGGAAAUUAAGGACCCUUCGGCACCGGACGGUGGCACUUAUAGGUGUCACGUGCAAAACGAAUACGGCGAGAGCAACGCGAACUUGAACCUGAAUAUCGAGGCUGAACCAGAACCGGAAGGAGACGGGCCGACGUUCGUCGAGAAGCCGCGUAUUCAGUCUCAGAAUCAGGGUAAAUUAGUGAUAAUGGAUUGCAAGGUGAAGGCGAAUCCAAAACCAGAAAUCGUAUGGACUCACGCGGGUGCGGUGGUGAAACAAUCUUCGAAGAUCUCGAUCAGUAUCGUUCAAGAAAAGGAAGAUAUCUAUUAUAUUAAACUGUCUCUGAGCGAUCCUGGUCCGGAAGAUUCGGGACUUUACAAAUGCAACAUCAAAAACGCUCUUGGAGAACUAAACGCCAACCUUACGCUUAACGUUGAAAUUAUACCCGUGAUCAAAGAAAAACCAAAAGUGGUAAAAAUCGUGAAGAAGAAAACGGUUAUAGUCGAGUGUCACGUUCUUUCGAAAUUCACGCCAGACUGCACCUGGUUCAAAGAAACGCAAGCCGUGAAGGAGGACAGCAGGCACAAAGUGCACGUCGAGCAAGUGAAAGAGGGAGAAUUUGCCGUUAAAUUAGAAAUCGAACAAGUGUCGUCUGCCGACAAAGGUAUUUACAAGUUAGUAGCUCGCAACGAGAAAGGAGAAGCGACGUCACAGGUUGUGGAAGUUACGGAAAUUAUGGAAGAAGGAGAAAAACCGAAGAUAGCGUCCGGUUUGAAAUCAGCGACGAUCGAGGAAGGUAAAUCGAUCGAACUGGUCGCGAGCCUCUCGAAACAGGACCGUAAAGUAACCAUCACCUGGUACAAAGAUUCCACGGUAGUAAAAGCUUCCAAAGACAUUAUGAUAUCUUUCAACGGCACCGACAUGAAACUGAACAUCACGUCUGCUUCCACUUCGUUCUCUGGAACUUACAAAGUCGUUGUCAGCAACGAAUACGGCCAGGACGAGUCGUCUGCCCGGCUGGUUGUCAAGAAGAAGGAAGAGAAGAAAGAGGAAGAAGAGGAAGAAAAGAAGAAGAAGAAGGUCGAAAAGAAAGAGGAGGAGGAAAAGAAAGAGGAGAAGAAAGAAGAGAAGAAGGAAGAGAAGAAAGAAGAGAAAAAGGUAGAGAAGAAAGAGGAGAAGAAGGCAGAGAAGAAAGAAGAAAAGAAGGAAGAGAAGGAUAUACUCGACAACAGACCAAACGGUAUCGACAAACCUGCUACCAAGAAGAAAUUGGAAGUUAUUCAGAAGGAAGAAGAAAUUGCAAAUAACGUUGAAGCGAGAAAAUCGUUGAAGAAGAAACCGGAAGAAAAGGUCGAAGAGAAAAUCGAAGAAAAGAAGGAAGCAGAAAAGAAAAAGAUCGUGAAAAAGGCGGAAGAAAAGAAGGAGGAAGCUUCGUUGAAAGCAGAGAAAACGGUAGCUCGUAAACAGUCUAUCAGUAGGGUGGAAGAAUUACGAACAGAGAGUCGAAGAAGCUCGCUGGUAUCCACCGAAGAAAAGACGUUCGAAGAUGGUUAUGCAUCGUCACGACGCUUUUCUGUUCAAAAGACCGAGGAGGAAGUGAAGACGGAAAGUCGACGGUCUUCCAUCGUCGAACAGAAGGUGACCGAAAAGAGACAAAGUGGUAGUCCAAAGUUUAAGUCUACAUAUACACCUCCCUAUAGCACGAAGGAUGAGCCGUAUUUAAAAUAUCUUGUAUUUAGGCGAAAAUCAGAAUACGAGGCGAAGAUUAUGCCGAAAGAAAAUAUUAAGAAAAUCGAGCCUAAGCGUAUGGACGAGAUCGAGGACAUUUGGGCGUCGGUACCAAAAGACUCCGAAAUAAAACCCAUUAGAAGAAAAGAGGAUUCUUCAAAAAUAAUUUCCAAACCGAACGAAGAUGAUAGCAGAGCAAAUACAAGAUAUUUACCAGUUUCACGCGAAUAUCGUGACAGACAUAAAAUAAAGGAUGUUACACCAUCGGAACGUUUUGAACGCGAUGAGAAACCAUCGGUCGUCGUGCACGAGAAACCACCCAUAUCGAAAUUAUAUUCGCGUUCGCACGAACCAGACGACGAGAUCGAGGACAUCUGGGCGGAUAAACCUCAGGACCGCGAAAUUAAACUCAUUAGGAGAAUCGAGGACGAGCCAAAAUCGGCAACUAAACUACGCGUUGAAGAUUCGAACUAUGAAAUCGAGGAUAUCUGGGCAGACAUCCCGCAAGAACGCGAAAUAAAACCUAUAUGGAAAGAGGCACCUCAAAAGACUAUCACACGUUUAUCACAAACGCAACCAGCGUUACUCGAGGACGUCUGGAAACCGAACGAUAAAUCUAAAGCAAAGUCGAAAUCACGCUUGUCUAUAUCGGCUGACAAAGUGGAGGAGGAAGUUACACCGAAAUUAAAAACGAUUCGCAAAAAAACUGAGUCGGAAAAGAAAGGGACAGCGGAACCUAAAUCGGCUACUCGCAAACUUGACGAUGCGAGCAAGAAGAAAGAAUCAGAGACGAAACAUAGAUUUUCGACAGAAUCCACCAAACGGUCUCAGGAUGAAGAGCCUGCGCUAGAUUCGAAAGAAAAGGAAACUAUACCCGAUGAAACAAAGAAGGAACAAGUCAUCGCUAAAACCAAGACCGUCGGAAAGGAAGAAAAGAAGGACGAACUCAAACCCAAAUCCACUCCGAAAGUAGAGGAACCUAAGAAGGUAGAACCCACCAAACCACAGGCCACUCUUGAUAAACCCGAGGAGCCUAAGAAAGAGGAACCUGCCACGAAACCGAAAACCACACUUGGCAAACCGGAGCCAGCAAAGAAAGAAGAACCCGUCACAAAACCCAAAAGUACACUUGGUACACCCGAGGAAGCAAAGAAAGAGGAACCCGUUACAAAACCUAAAGCUACACUUGGUAAACCCGAGGAAGCAAAGAAGGAUGAACCCGUCACGAAACCAAAGACUACACUUGGCAAACCUGAGCCACCAAAGACAGAGGAGCAAGCCAGGAAAGUCAGCCUCAAACCUGGAACGAAGAUAGAGGAAGAGGCCAAAACGUUGAAUAAAGUAGAGCUCAAGCCAUCGACGAACAAGACCGGCGAGGAGAAAUCAGGACUACGUAAACCACCAAAAUACGAAAUUAAAGCCGAGAGUUUUCAAUCUAUCCAACUUAAACCGGUUUCCAAGGGGCCUAAAAAGCCUCAACAGGCUGAAAAUGGCAAUGUGGUCGAGUUGAAGAAAACCGAGAAGACCGAGAAGGUCGAGGCGAAGAAAACGAAAGCUACCAAGUCCGCGAAGGAGAAGAGUUACGAGCUUCCGGAGAUUCCAGAUUACGAGAGGCCGGUGCUGGAAAAGCCUCAAGAGUUCGAUUUCGGCGAACACGUGCCUCGCGACAAAACCAAGCUCGAAAGACCGGCUACACAGAAAUUCGAUUCGAAGCCGAAGGUACCGGAGAUCAAAGCACCCGAAACACCGAAGAUCGAAGUUAUAAAAGACGUUACACCGACCGGAAGCAGAAAGAGCUCCCUGAUACCCGGCAGUGGCACUACCAGUCGACGCGGUUCCUUGAUUCCUCCGGAAGAAUUGGGUCGCAGACCCAGUCUUAUCAUCAGUGACGAGCGUCGUCGUCCGAGCACGGACGUUAGAAGACCCAGCGUGGCGGACCUCGAGAAUAAGAUCAACCAGCCGAGCACACCCCUUCGAGAUGUCGGACCAGCGGGACCACCUCAGAUCGUCGAUGUCCAGGAAUCUUAUUCCGCCGUCGAAGACUCGACGGCGUAUCUUACGGUGGGAGUGGAAGGUACACCGGCACCGACUUUCAAGUUUUACAAGGGAAUCACCGAGAUCAUCGAAGGUGGCCGAUUCAAGUUCCUUACGGACACGGAGACCAAUACGAUCACCCUCUGCAUGAGGAAGACGAAGCCCAACGACGAGGGUACUUACAAGAUCGUCGUGAGCAACAUCCAUGGCGAAGAUUCUGCCGAGAUGCAGCUCUACGUUUCCGACGCCAGUGGUAUGGACUUCCGUGCUAUGCUGAGAAAGAGGAAGUACCAGAAAUGGGCGAGAGAGGAGCAAGAACAAGAAAAGGUGGAUCUGAAGGAGGUGGAGAAACCGAUGCCGGCAUUGAAGAAAGUGGAAAAGAAUAGUGGAUCUCGUAGACCCUCUCUCGCCGAAUUAAUUCCCGACUGGCCGACCCUGCACCAUUUCACGAAGACGGAGAAACCGGAAAGCUUCCUUAAACCACUGGUGGAUCAAUAUGCCAAGGAAGGCAAAGACAAGAAGGUCGUUUUCGAAGCGAACUUCUCGAAACCGAACUGUAAACCGAAAUGGUUCUUCCGGAAAGACGAACUGUUCCCUUCGUCCAAGUACAAGUUCAAGAACGAGGAGGAUUGCUACCAGCUGAUCAUCCUGAAUCCCAAGGUCGAAGAUACCGGCAAAUACACCAUCGAAAUUUCUGGGGUUUCGAGCACAGGCUUCCUCAACGUCGAAGAGCCGGAUCCAACUUACACGUUUACCAAACCGCUCGCGAAAAAGACGAGCGGCUAUACCAAGCACGAAGUUUACAUGGAAUGUACCGUCAGCUCGAACCUUGCACAGGUUACGUGGUACAAAGGAAAGACUAAACUCGAGGACGGCGAUAUGUACAGCAUAUCUAAGGAUAUGUCUGGCGUCUGCCGGUUGACCAUAAAGAGCGCUACCCUCGAAGACAGCGGAGAAUACAUUUGUAAGAUUAACAAACAAACUGACAAGACUGAAACGGUCCUAACCGUUGUUGAAUAUCCGUACAAGUUCGUCAAGGUGUUGAAGCAUCAACAACUCGUAGAGAAGGAAACGUUGACCUUGAUCUGCGAGUUGGACGACGCCGCUGGCGAAGUGAAAUGGUUCAAAGGUGACCAAGAGAUCGUUGCUGACAAGAGGGUACAAAUCAAGGAAGAAGGCAGAAAGAGAAAACUUAUCAUCAAAGACACAAAAGUUACCGAUGCUGGCCUCUAUUCGUGCGUGAGCAACGCCGAUAAAACGGAAGCUGAAAUUGUUAUAAACUACGCGAACCGUUUCAACAAGAAACUGAAGGAUACGGUAGCCGUGGAAAGGGAAAAAUUGGUGCUCGAUGUGGAACUCCAAGAUCAAACAGCUCCAGCCGUGUUCCUGUUCAACGGUAAUCCGAUCGAACCGAACGAGAGAGUCGAGAUCAAGAAUUUAGGUGGUGGCAAGCAUCAACUGAUCUUCAACAGGCUGGAAAUGACGGACGACGGUGAAAUCACUUGCGAGAGCGGACAAUUAAAGAGCAGCUGUAAACUGACGGUUAAAAAGGGCGAAAGCAAACCCAUCGUCGAAGUUCCUGACAAGGUCGAAGGUCCUUGCAGCGCGCCGCUCGUCUUCGUUGUGCCUUUCAAGAUCGAAGGAACGAAACAGAGCCAGGUAGAAGCUAAGUUGAUGAAAGACGGUAAACCGCUACCGUUGAAGGAAGUAGAGGUGGUCGUGGGCGAAGACAAGAUCACUUUCAAGAUCAAGAAACCAUCUCACGAUCAAUCUGGUAUUUACCAAGUGAAGAUCGGCAAUAACCAGGGUGAAGAGGUGAAGGACGUGAACAUCAAUAUGCAAGAUGUACCAUCGCCGCCCACCGACGUGGACGUUAACGAGAUCUUCCAAAAUUCCUGCGUGGUUUCUUUCAAGCCCUCGAAAGACGACGGUGGAUCCCCUAUCACGAAAUACGUGAUCGAACGUCUCGAUCUCAGUUUGAAGGCGCAAUGGGACAGCGUCGGCGAAGUGAUGCCAGGCGAAAAGUGCGUCUACAAAGUUCAAGAUCUCGUCGCGAAGAAGGAAUACAAGUUCCGUAUCAGGGCAGUAAACAAACUGGGUUCCAGCGAACCUGCGAUGUUCGCGAAACCGGUGCUCGCGAAAGAUCCUUGGGACGAACCAGGUAAACCCACGAACGUGGACGUUACCGAUUGGGACAAGGAUCACGCGGACUUGAAGUGGACGAAACCAGAGAAUGAUGGCGGAGCGCCUAUCACCGGUUACAUAAUCGAAUACAAAGAGAAGUUUGGCAAAGAAUGGGUAAAGGGCAAAGAAAUCGAAGGAAACGUGACCGAGGGAACCAUCGACGGUCUAAAAGAGGGCACCCAAUACGAAUUCAGGAUAAGAGCCGUGAACAAAGCCGGCCCUGGCGAGCCUUCGGACGCUACGAAACCGAUAAUAGCCAAAUGCCGAUUCGUCAAACCGUACAUCGUUGGCGACGGUCUCACGAAUCUGAUCGUGAAGAAAGGACAAGUAAUCAAAUACGACAUCAAGUAUGCCGGAGAACCAGAACCGGAGGUGCAAUGGUUCCUCGGGACAAAAGAACUCGUUCAAGACUCUGCCGAAAGAAUCACGAUCGACAAAUACGAGAGGAACACCGUGCUCACCGUUCGAAAGACGACUCGACCAGAUUCGGGCAAAUACAAACUGGUUCUGUCGAACAGUUCUGGAACCUGCGAGAGCAUCGCGGACGUCGUUGUUCUCGAUAAACCUUCGCCACCGAAAGGUCCAUUGAAAGUGGAGGAAGUGCGCGCCGAUCACGUAAAGGUGAAAUGGCAGAAACCCGAAGAUAACGGUGGCACCGACAUCACCGGUUACGUUCUAGAGAAGAUGGACAUGGAUACCGGACGAUGGAUCCCCGCCGGAGAAGUGGGACCCAACGAAGAUAGUUUCACAUUCAGCGGACUAACUCCUAAGAAGAAGUACAAAUUCCGCGUAAAAGCCGUGAAUAAAGAGGGCGAAUCCGAACCGCUCGAAGUGGAUGAAUCGAUCCUUGCUAAAAAUCCUUACGACGAGCCUGGUAAACCUGGUAAACCGGAUAUCUUCGAUUACGACAAUGUCAGUGUAUCGUUGAAAUGGGAGAAACCUCAGAGCGACGGUGGUAGACCGAUCACUCAUUACACUGUCGAGAUGAAGGAUAAGUUCGCGGUCGACUGGGUCGAAGUGGCGAAAACUACCGAUGCCACUCCCGAAGCAAAAGUCGAAGGUCUCAAAGAAAAGAUGGUUUAUCAGUUCCGUGUCCGUGCCCACAACAAAGCAGGCCCUGGUGAGCCUAGCGAACCUACGGACAAUCAUCUAUGCAAGCACAGAAAUCUGAGACCGAGAAUCGACAGAACCACCUUCAAAUCCGUAAUCAUUAAGGCCGGUCGUACGCACAAAUGGUCGGUGGACAUCACCGGAGAACCACCACCGGAAGUAAAAUGGAUCUGGAGAGAUAACAUUCCGUUAACGACUACCGAUCGUAUCAAGAUCGAUAAUGUCGACUAUCACACGGACUUUACGAUCGUGAAUGCGAUGCGCAAAGACACCGGAAAGUACACUCUCGUCGUCGAAAACGUUAACGGCAAAGACGAAGAGACCGUGGAACUUACGGUACUAGGAAAACCAAGCGCGCCGAAAGGUCCUUUGGAAGUAACCGACGUUACCGCCACUUCGGCCAAAGUCAAGUGGGAGAAACCGGAAGACGACGGUGGUGUACCUAUCAAAGAGUACGAGAUCGAGAAGUUGGACACGAAAACCGGCAAAUGGGUCAGAGUGGGAAAAAUUCCAGGAAACUCGCCGCUUACCGAAUUCGAGGUAACCGGAUUGAACCCUGGUAGCGAGUACAAAUUCCGCGUUACCGCUGUCAACGAUGAAGGUGAUUCGGAACCCCUCGAAAGCGAACGCGGAAUCAUCGCGAAGAAUCCAUACGACGAACCGCACAAACCUGGAACACCGGAGAUCACCGAUUACGAUAACGAGUCCGUAAGCUUGAAAUGGACCGCUCCGGACUUCGAUGGCGGAGCACCGAUCGAAAAGUACAUCAUCGAGAAGAAAGAUCGCUAUAAACCAGACUGGGAGAAAGCUAUGGAGGUACCAGGAAAUCAACUGGAAGCCAAAGUAGCCGAUCUGAAAGAACGCGGAGAAUAUCAGUUUAGGAUUAUCGCCGUGAACAAAGCAGGACCUUCUCCGCCAUCCGAUGCCUCCAAGAUGCAAAUUUGCAAGCACAAAGCGCUGAAACCGAGAAUCGAUCGUACAAACUUGAAACCUAUUACCGUACGGGCCGGAAAAAUGAUCAAGUACGACGUAGAUGUUCGCGGUGAACCACCACCGGAGAUCACUUGGUAUCAUGUCGAUAAGGCGGUGACAACCGGUGAAAACAUCGAAAUCGUCAAUGUCGAAUACAACACGAAGCUCACUAUUACCGACUGUGUGCGCAAAAAUACCGGUGUAUGGAAGAUAAAAGCGGUAAACCCUCAUGGCGAGGAUGAGGCUGAAGUCGAAGUUAUCGUACUUUCGGCACCUGGAAAGCCAAAGGGGCCUCUGAAAGUGUCCGAUGUCACGAAAAAUGGAUGUAAGGUGAAAUGGGAAAAACCGGAAGACGACGGUGGAAAACCGGUGACCGGUUAUCUAGUCGAGAAACUGGACAAAGCGACCGGAAGAUGGGUUCCGGUUGGACGUACUUCCGACACCGAAAUGGACAUUAAAGGUCUCCAGGAAGGCCACGAAUACGAGUUCAGGGUGAAAGCUAUCAACGACGAAGGCGAAUCCGAACCCUUGGUCACCGAAGGCACGACUGUCGCAAAGAAUCCUUACGACGUGUCCAGCAAGCCUGGUGUACCAGAGUUCGAGGACUGGGACGUGGAUCGCGUCGAUUUGAAGUGGGAACCGCCGAAAAAUACCGGAGGUGUACCAAUUACUGGUUACAUUAUCGAGAUGAAAGAGAAACCAUCCUCGAAUUGGCAAGAAGCUGUCGUGACCGAUUCGCCGCAGCCAAAAGGACGCGUUACCGGAUUGAAGAAAGGAUCUGUUUAUCAGUUCCGUGUACGUGCCGUAAAUAAAGCUGGAUCAUCCGAACCCAGCGAUCCAACGAAACCACACGUUGCAAAGGCGCGAUACCUGAAACCACGCAUCAACCGUGACAAACUGCAAACGAUUAAAGUCAGAGCAGGUCAAAUGGUGAAAUUGGAAGUGGACAUCGAGGGUGAACCACCACCAACCGUUACCUGGAACUUUGCUGGUGCUGUUUUGCAGACUGGUGCCAACGUCAAAAUCGACAACGAAGAUUACCUGACGAAGAUUCAUCUGACUCAGACUAGUCGUAAACAUAGCGGCAAAUACACGAUCAAAGCCGUCAACGAUUCUGGACAAGACGAAGCCGACGUAGAAAUUAUCAUCCUCGAUAAACCUGGAAAACCCGAGGGUCCUCUGGAAGUGACGGACGUUCACAAGGAGGGAUGCAAACUGAAGUGGAGCAAACCGAAAGACGACGGUGGUUUACCUUUGUCCAGUUACGUGAUCGAAAAAAUGGACGUGACCACGGGUCGCUGGGUACCAGCUGGAAUCGUGGAUCCCGAUAAAACGGAGCACACGAUUACCGGUUUGGAGCCGGGCAAGAAAUACGAAUUCCGCGUGAAAGCUGUAAACGAAGAAGGAGAGUCGGAACCGUUGCAAACGGAUACUGCCAUCGUAGCUAAAAAUCCAUACGACGUUCCAGCCGCGCCUGGUCUUCCGGAGAUCAUCGAUUGGGCCGAGAACAUGGUCAAACUUAAAUGGGAACCACCGAUACGUGACGGUGGUGCUCCCAUUACCGGUUACAUUAUCGAGAUGAAAGAUAGAUUCGGUACCACUUUCGUAAAAGCUGCCGAAAUCGAUGGUCCGGUUUGUACCGGAACCGUAACCAGAUUAGAAGAAGGAAAUCAAUAUCAAUUCAGGGUUCGAGCGGUAAACAAAGCCGGCCCGGGUGAGCCAUCCGAGGCUACCAAUCCUCACACCGCGAAAGCUCGUUGGCUGAAACCGUUCAUCGACCGUACCAAUUUGCAACCGAUAACCGUCAAAGUUGGCCUCACCGUUACCCUGGACGUGAACAUUAUCGGAGAACCUCCUCCAAAAGUAACCUGGUACUUCCAAGAUAAAGAAUUAUCAUCCGACGAUACAAUACGAAUCGACAACAUCGAUUACAACACUAAAUUCUUCAUUUUGAAAACUAAACGUACUCAAACUGGAAAGUACACGAUCAAGGCGAAGAACGAAGUAGGGGAGGACUCGGCGGAUGUUGAAAUAACGGUUAUCGGUAAACCGAGCAAACCGAAGGGUCCUCUAGAGGUGUCCGAUGUACACAAACACGGUUGCAAGCUGAAAUGGGAGAAACCCGAAGACGACGGUGGUGUACCGAUCGAAUAUUACGAAAUCGAGAAGUUGGAUCCUCUUACCGGCCAAUGGAUUCCUUGCGCGAAAUCCACCGAACCAGAGGUUACGGUGACUGGUCUUCAGGAAGGCAAACCCUACAAAUUCCGUGUGAAGGCGGUGAACCGAGAAGGCGAAUCGGACGAUUUGGAAGCAGACAAAUCCAUCAUUGCCAAAAAUCCAUAUGACGAGCCCGGCAAACCCGGUCGUCCAGAAAUCAAAAACUGGGACAAGGACUUUGUCGACCUCGAAUGGACGCCGCCUAAAGAUGACGGUGGAGCACCGAUUGAAAAGUACAUCGUGCAAAUGAGGGAUAAAGAAGGAAGACAAUGGAUAGACGUCGCCAAGGUGCAGGGAGAUCGUACGGUAGCUAAAGUCACCGACGGCAUCGAGGAAGGUCACGAAUACGAGUUCAGGAUAGUAGCUGUUAACAGAGCCGGUCCUGGAGAACCUAGCGACACGUCGAGAAGUGUCGUGGCUAAACCACGAUUCUUGGCACCACGCAUCGAUCGCAAAAAUCUGCAGAAGAAGGUGAUGCGGGUUGGACAAUUGUUGCGAAUCGAGGCAGACAUACAAGGUGAACCACCUCCAGUUGUCACCUGGAAACUCAAAGACGCCGUGUUGAAGAGUAUGGAUCGUCUGAAGAUCGAAAACGAAGAUUACCAUACCACCUUCAUCAUGAGCAAAUUGCAAAGAUCCGAUACCGGAACGUAUACCGUUAUCGCGAAGAACGACAGUGGCACCGAUCAAGUCGAUGUCGAAAUCCAGGUACUGAGCAAACCCGGUAAACCUAAAGGACCGCUCGAGGUGUCCAACGUGACCGCGGAAGGAUGCAAACUGAAGUGGGAGAAACCAGACGACGAUGGUGGCGAACCGGUGGAUCAUUACGUCGUCGAAAGGAUGGACGUUGAUACCGGUAGAUGGGUACCUUGUGCAACGAGUAAAACUCCGGAAGCGGAUGUAACUGGCCUAAACGAAGGAAAGGAUUAUCUGUUUCGCGUUAAGGCCGUUAAUUCCGAGGGAGAAUCGGAACCUUUGGAAACGCCGAUUCCUACUACAGCCAAGAAUCCUUACACCGAACCCGAUGCUCCUGGAAAACCGGAUCUCAAGGAUUGGUCCAAGCAUCAUGUCGAUUUGAAAUGGAAAGCCCCGAAAAGGGACGGUGGAGCGCCGAUCGAGAAAUAUAUAAUCGAAAAGAAAGAUCAGUUCGGUAAAUGGCAGAAAGCCGCUGAGGUUCCUGGAAACAAAACGGAAGGUAGAGUCGAAGAUCUCGUGGAAGGACAAAAGUAUCAGUUCCGCGUGAAAGCAGUGAACAAAGGUGGUCAGAGUAAACCGAGUGAACCAAGCGACAGUCUGAUCGCCAAGGAUCGUUAUGCCGCGCCAAAGAUCGAUCGUACGAAUCUGAAAGACAUCACGAUCAAAGCCGGUACCCAUAUUCGAUUGGACGUGAAAGUCAGCGGUGAACCACCACCCACGAAGACCUGGUAUCUGAACAAGGCGAAGCAAGAAUCCGCGGGUGUCUUGACGAUCGAAUUAGAGGACUAUAGAACAAAGUUCAUGGUGUCGUCGGCUAGCAGAGCUCAUUGCGGCACUUUGACGUUGAAAGCGGAGAACAGUUCCGGAAAAGACGAGGCAUCGAUCGAGAUUUUAGUCUUGGACAAACCUGGCAAACCGGAAGGUCCUCUGAAAGUGUCCGACGUGCACAAAGAGGGAUGCACGCUGAAAUGGAAUCCACCGUUGGACGACGGUGGCGCGCCACUCGAUCAUUACGUGGUCGAGAAAAUGGACACGGAAACGGGACGUUGGAUCCCUGUAGGACGCACCAAGGAACCCACCAUGGUCGUAGAGAAUCUAGUACCUGGUCAAGAGUACAAGUUCCGAGUUGCCGCCGUGAACGCGGAGGGUGAAUCGGAACCUUUGGAAACGGAUCACGGAAUCGUGGCCAAGAAUCCGUUCGACGAGCCGGGUCCACCUGGUCGGCCAGAGGCAACCGAUUGGGACAAGGAUCACAUAGAUCUAAGAUGGACUCCACCAUUGAACGAUGGUGGAUCUCCAAUCACCGGAUACGUGAUCGAGAAGCGCGAGAAAGACAGUCCACGCUGGAUAAAGGCUUGCGAAACUGGACCCGAUUGCAAGGGUCGCGUCGACAAUCUCGACGAGGGUGUCGAGUACGAGUUCCGCGUAAAAGCUAUUAAUGCCGCUGGUCCUGGUGAACCAUCCGACGCCAGCAAGCCGAUCACAGCCAAGAGUCGACGACUCGCGCCAAAGAUCGACAGGAAGAACUUACGCGACAUCACCGUACGCGAGAACGAAGGGUUCCACUUUGACGUGAAAAUCAUCGGCGAACCACCACCGGACGUCACCUGGGUCAUUAAUAACAAGAGUAUUCAGCAGACAACCUUCCGUAGGAUUCAAAAUGUUCCGUACAACAGCAAAUUCUUCAACGACAAACCUGAACGGAAGGACAGUGGCAUAUACAAGAUAACCGCGGUCAACCAGCACGGAUCCGACACAGCCGAGGUCGAAGUGACCGUUGUCUCUAAACCCGGUAAGCCCGAGGGACCGCUCGAAGUGUCGGAUAUUCACAAGGAAGGGUGCACGCUCAAGUGGAAGAAACCAAAGGACGAUGGCGGUGAGCCUAUCGAAGCGUACCUCGUGGAGAAGUUCGAUCCGGAUACCGGCGUUUGGUUACCGGUCGGUAAGACAACGGCCCCAGAGAUGAAGGUAGAGGGACUGACGCCUGGACACGAGUAUAAGUUUAGAGUGAAAGCGUUGAACAAGGAAGGGGAGUCGGAACCUUUGGAGACAUACAGUUCGAUCGUUGCCAAAGAUCCGUUCACUGUACCGAGUCCUCCGGGAGCACCAGAACCGGUCGAUUGGACCGCCAAUCAGGUUGAACUUACUUGGAAAGAACCUGUCAGCGACGGUGGGUCACCGAUCACCGGCUAUAUCAUCGAAAGGAAGGAUAAAUACAGUACAAUGUGGGAGAAGGCUCUGGAAAUCGAGACACCCAGCACGAAAGCUCUGGUCCAUGGUUUGAUCGAGGGCAACGAUUACCUCUUCCGCGUAAUAGCCGUGAACAAAGCUGGUCAAUCGGAACCAGGGGAUGCCAGCAAAACAUUUACGGCUAAACCACGCUUCCUGGCACCGAAGAUCGAUCGUCGCAAUCUACGAGAUGUCACUCUGUCGGCUGGCUCGUUGCUGAGAUUCGACGCUAACGUGAUCGGUGAACCACCGCCACACAUCGAGUGGCGAUACGGCGCCAUACCUCUGCACUCGGACAGAAAAGUGCAGAUCGACAAUUCGGAUUACAGCACAAAGUUCAGUAUUCGUCCCGUGUCGCGAGACGAUAGCGGCGAUUACACCGUCACGGCAACCAAUUCGUCCGGACGAGAUUCUGUCACAGUGCAAGUCACGGUCACGGACAAACCAAUGCCACCCGAAGGACCGCUUCAAAUCACCGAUGUUCACAACGAGGGCUGCAAACUCAAGUGGAAGAGACCGAAAGACGACGGCGGUACUCCCAUCGAGUAUUACCAGGUCGACAAAAUGGACCCAGAAACUGGAUGCUGGGUGCCUUGCGGUCGAUCCACCGAACCUCUUUUGGAAGUAACCGGAUUGACGCCAGGCAAAGAAUACCUGUUCCGUGUCAGUGCGGUGAAUGCCGAGGGAGAAUCCAAGCCCCUGGAAGCGGAACAAGCGAUCUUAGCUAAGAAUCCUUACGACGAGCCGGGUAAACCGGGCGAUCUUCGAGUCACCGAUUGGGACAAGGAUCACGUUGAUCUCGUAUGGAGUCCGCCCACGAACGACGGCGGUUCGCCGAUCACAGGAUACAUCAUCGAAAAGAAAGACAAAUACGGUGAAUGGGAAAAGGCCAUCGAAGUACCGGCGGACGAGACCUCGGCUACCGUGCCCGACUUGAUAGAGGGCCAACCGUACGAGUUCCGCGUACGAGCCGUAAACAAAGCUGGCCCCGGUGAACCUUCGGAUCCGACGCCAACGAUCAUUGCCAAACCGCGAAACCAAGCGCCCAAGAUCGAUCGAACGAAUCUGGUGGAAGUCCGAAUCAAAGCCGGUCAAAACUUCAGUUUCGACGUGAAGGUUUCCGGUGAGCCUCCACCAACGACCAAAUGGAUGUUGGGCAAACGCGAGGUUCGACCCACCGAUCGAAUCAAAGUGAAACACGUCGACUACAACACCACCCUCAGCGUCAGAAUGGCAACCAGGGCAGAGUCUGGCAAAUACACGAUCACCGCCGAGAAUAUAAACGGCAUGGACGAGGCAGUGGUCAAAGUCACGGUCCUCGACAAACCGAGCCCGCCUCAAGGACCGCUCAGAGCGACGGACGUGCACGCUGAAGGAUGCAAGUUGACCUGGAAACCUCCCGAAGACGACGGUGGUCAACCCAUCGACAAGUACGUCGUCGAAAAGAUGGACGAAACUACUGGCCGGUGGGUACCGGCGGGUGAAACCGACGGACCGGAAACGUCUCUUCAAGUUGAAGGACUCACACCGGGUCAUAAAUACAAAUUCCGAGUACGCGCGGUCAAUAAACAAGGCAAAUCGGAACCGCUCACGGCUAUGCAAAGCAUCGAAGCGAAGAAUCCGUUCGACGAACCAGGAAAGCCUGGCACGCCGAUCGUCAGCGAUUACGAUUCGACCUUUGUCGAGCUUCAAUGGGAUCGUCCUCAAGAAGACGGCGGUUCGCCCAUUACCGGUUACAUCAUAGAGAAACGGGACAAAUACAGUCCAACUUGGGAGAAAUGUGCCGAAGUCGAGGGCGACGUGAAUCGUGGAAAGGUCGAGGAUCUCGUUGAAGGCACUCACUACGAAUUCCGUGUUAGAGCAGUGAACAAGGCCGGUCCGGGAGAACCAUCGGACGCUUCCAAAUCGCACUUGGCGCGUCCUAAAAAUCUUCCACCAAAGAUCGACAGAAAGUACAUGUUAGACGUGAAAGUGAAAGCCGGUGGCUUUUAUGACUUCGACGUUCCGGUAAGCGGCGAACCACCUCCAACGAAAGAAUGGUCGCUGAAGGGCACGGUGGUGUUGCCCAGCGAUCGCAUCAAGAUCGUGAACGAAGACUACAAUACCAAAGUUCGCGUAAUGGAGGCGAAACGUUCCGAUUCCGGCGUGUAUACGUUGGAAGCGAAGAACAUCAACGGCAGAGACAUGGCCACGCUAACCGUGAACGUUCUCGACGUACCAGCUCCGCCGGAGGGUCCGUUGAAGAUCGACAACGUGACGAAGAACGGAUGCAACUUGAAGUGGCGACCGCCAAAAGACGACGGAGGCUCAGAAAUACAGUAUUACCAGGUGGAGAAGAUGGAUACCGAAAAUAUGCGAUGGGUACCGGUGGCCGAAGCUACGACCACCUCCGCUCACGUGGAUCACCUGAUCGAAGGACACGAUUAUCAAUUCCGCGUCCGUGCCGUGAACAAACAAGGCGAAUCUCAACCGCUUACCGGCAUGGAUACGAUCACCGCCAAAGAUCCGUUCGAUAAACCCGAUAAACCGGGCGCACCGGUCGCCACCGACUGGGACAAGGAUCACGUCGACUUGGAAUGGACGGCACCGAAGAAAGACGGUGGUUCUCCCAUAACGGGAUACAUUAUCGAGAAACGACCCCGUUUCGGACAGUGGGAGAAGGCCGUGGAGAUUGACGGAAAUAAGACGAGCGGCAGGGUACCGGAUCUGAUAGAAGGUCAAGAGUACGAGUUUCGUGUGAUCGCUGUGAACAAAGCCGGUCCUGGUGAACCCUCGGAAGCUUCGUCUCCGAUCGUCGCCAAACCACGAUUCCUUGCACCGUCGUUCGAUCCGCACCUCCUAAACGAUCUCGUCGUUCGAGCUGGUCAAAAGAUCAGUUACAUCAUUCCUAUUCAAGCUUCGCCUAAGCCUACGGCCACAUGGUCAUUGGACGGAGCAGUGAUAAUGGCCGAUUCUCGUCAUGAAAUGUACACUACUCACACCGAGACCACUUUUGAAAUUCCAUUCUCCGUUCGAUCCGAUACCGGCCGAUACACCUUGACUCUGGAAAACGAUCAAGGAAAAUUCAGCGCGAGCGCGAGAGUGACCGUUCUGGAUAGACCUUCGCCGCCGCAGAAACCGCUACAGAUCAGCAACAUCACCAAAGAGGGUUGUCACUUGACUUGGGGUCAUCCGUUGGACGACGGAGGUAGUCCCAUCUUGCAUUACGUCGUCGAAAAGAUGGAUUUGUCCCGAGGCACAUGGUCCGACGCUGGCAUGAGCACGGUAUUGAGCCACGAAGUAGCCCGCUUGACGCAUCGCAAGGAAUACCUGUUCCGAGUUAAAGCCGUUAACACCAUCGGGGAAUCUGAUCCCCUCGAAGCACCCAAGAGCAUCGUAGCCAAGAACGAAUUCGACGAACCAGACGCACCCGGAAAACCACAGAUUACCGAUUGGGAUAAAGAUCACGUGGACCUCAAGUGGCCAGCGCCGAGCAGCGACGGCGGCUCGCCGAUCACCGGAUACAUCGUUCAGAAGAAAGAGAAAGGUAGUCCUUACUGGGUGAACGCGGUUCACGUCCCACCGAAUCAGACGAGCACCACUGUCCCUGAUCUGACGGAAGGACAAGAAUACGAGUUCCGUGUGAUCGCGGUUAACGCAGCCGGACAAUCGGAACCAUCGGAACCGAGCGAUCUCGUCACCGCCAAGCCUCGAUACCUGGCUCCGAAGAUCAAAACGCCUUUGCAAGAUAUUAGAAUCAAGGCUGGCCUCAUCUUCCACGUUGACAUCGAUUUCGUCGGUGAGCCGACACCGGAAGUCACUUGGACCGUAGGAAGCAAAGAAUUGCAAACGACCGAUAGAACGACAGUUACCUCGAUCGGCUAUCAUACGAUCGUUCACACCGUUAACGCUCAGCGAUCCGAUUCCGGCCUGUAUCACCUAUUGUUGAAGAACAGCAGCGGUAUAGACGAAGGUAGCUUCCAAGUGAUCGUCCUCGACAGACCAGGCCCACCGGAGGGACCUCUGCAAUACGAAGAGAUCACCAGCCAGUCGGUUACCUUGUCGUGGAAACCGCCCAAGGAUAACGGUGGCAGCGAAAUUACCGGAUACGUAAUCGAGAAACGUGAUCUGACGCACGGAGGUGGUUGGGUACCAGCGGUAACCCACGUUAAUCCGAAGUAUAAUCACGCGACGGUCCCGAGAUUGCUCGAAGGUACCACGUACGAGUUUAGAGUGUCCGCGGAGAAUCUCCAAGGACGUUCCGAACCGUUGACCACCGACCACUCGAUCGUUGCCAAGAAUCAAUUCGUUGCACCCGGACAACCUGGCAAACCAGAAUGCGUCGACGCGGACAAGGAUCACAUAAAGAUCAAAUGGACGGCGCCGAUCAGCAACGGAGGAUCAAAGAUCAUCGGCUACGACGUGGAGCGACGCGACCGAGCGACCGGUCGUUGGCUGAAAUUGAACAAAGAACCCGUGAAGUACGCGGAAUAUUACGAUGACCACGUGACCGAGGGUCAUCAGUACGAGUACCGUGUCACUGCUAUAAAUGCCGCCGGUGCGGGUAAACCUAGCGACACGUCCGCGGUGUUCAUCGCGAAACCGAUGAAAGAGAAACCGAAAUUGAACCUGGACGCGCUGAUCGGGCGUAGGAUCAAAGUUCGCGCCGGAGAACCGAUCAACGUUAACAUUCCGUUAUCUGGUGCGCCAACGCCAACCAUCGAAUGGACUAAAGACGCGAAGCCUCUCGUCGAGACUCUACGAAUUUCUACCGAGACGAAGAGCGAUCGUACAAACCUGUUGAUCGAAAAAUCAGUUCGAGAAGACGGCGGUACAUACACGAUUACAGCGACGAACGAGUAUGGCAAAGAUUCGGCCGACAUCGAGGUGAUCGUCGUGGAUAGACCAGGACCACCCCAAGGUCCGCUUCAGUACACCGGCACGACCCAAGAAUCCGUGUCCUUGUCCUGGAAUCGACCUUUGGACGAUGGUGGAUCCGACAUCACCAAUUAUAUCGUGGAAGUAUCAGACUACGGAGCAGACAAUUGGCGUCAAACUCCUGGAUACUGUCCGAGAACCAGCUACACUGCCAAAGGCCUCAACGAAGGCAAAAAAUAUGUGUUCCGCGUGCGAGCGGAGAACAUGUACGGUGUUUCGGAACCAUUGGAAGGGAAACCAGUUAUCGCCAAGAGCCCGUACGAUCCACCGGAUGCACCAAGUCAGCCCGAAAUCCUCGGCUACACCCCCAACAGUUGCAGUCUUUUCUGGAAUCCGCCCCUCAAUACCGGUGGCAAGCCUAUCACUGGAUAUUACGUGGAGAGACGAGAACGCGGUGGCGAAUGGCUCAAGGUUAACAAUUAUCCGACUCCGAAUACGACCUUCACCGUGCAAGACCUUCACGAAGGAUCGAAAUACGAAUUCAGAGUGAUCGCUGUUAACGAAGCAGGACCCGGUAAACCCAGCAAACCUACCGAACCGAUCACCGCUGGACACCAACGUCUACGUCCCGAUGCCCCCGAACCACCGAAACCCGACAGAAUAACGAAAGACUCGGUGACCCUGAGCUGGCGUCCGCCGCGUAGCGACGGUGGUGCCAAGAUCAGAGGCUACAUAAUCCAAAUGAAGACCAGAGCUCAGGACGAAUGGGACGACGUAAACGGCGCACUGAUACCGACCAACGUCUACACGGUACCGAAACUGACGGAAGGCGAGGAGUAUCUGUUUAGGGUGAUCGCGCUGAACGACGUCGGCAAAAGCGAUCCUAGCCGGCCAAGCAAUCCGAUCGUCGUCGAGGAACAGCCGAACAAACCGGUGAUGGACCUCGGCGGAGUUCGCGACAUCACCGUCCGUGCCGGAGAAGAUUUCUCCAUUCACGUGCCUUAUAUCGGCUUCCCCAAACCCACCGCCACGUGGUUCGCUAACGACGUUGUCAAGGACGAAAGCGAUUCACGCGUGCAUCAACAGCUGACCGAUGAUUUCGCUAGCCUGGUGGUAAAGAAUUCGAAGCGUUCGGACGGUGGACAAUACCGUUUGCAGCUACGCAAUUCUUCCGGUUUCGAUACGGCCACCGUGAACGUUAAAGUCCUCGAUCGUCCAAAUCCACCCGAGAAUCUCCAUGCCGACGAAUUUGCCGGAGAUGCUCUUACCCUCUUCUGGAAUCCACCUAAGGACAACGGUGGCGCCGACAUUACCAACUACGUGGUGGAGAAACGAGAACCGAAGGGCACAUGGUCGAAGGUGAGCAGCUAUAUCACGACACCUUUCGUUCGAGUGAGGAACUUGACGGUAGGAAGCGUAUACGAGUUCCGAGUGAUGGCCGAAAAUCAGUACGGCACUUCCGAUCCCGUGACUACGAUGGAUCCGAUCAAGGCUAGACAUCCGUUCGAUCCACCCGGAGCACCUGGAACUCCGAAAGGCGUCGAAACUACCGAGGACAGCAUCACGAUCACCUGGACUAAACCUCGUCACGACGGAGGUUCCCCUAUCCUCGGAUACGUUAUCGAGAAACGUCUGCUGAGCGAGGACAAGUGGGUGAAAGCUACCCCGUCUCUCGUUCACGAGACUACUUACAGAGUGACCGGACUGAUCGAAAAUCACGAUUACGAGUUCCGCGUAGCGGCCGAAAACGCGGCUGGUCGUGGACCGUGGAGUUCGAAUUCCGACGUGAUCAGAGCCCUUGCACCGCCUUUCCCGCCAAGGAUCACGUCCGAUCUGAGCAUUCGCGACAUGACAGUGAUUGCCGGAGAGCCGUUCACGAUAACCGUCCCGUACACGGCAAAUCCAAAACCGAGACCGAGCUGGUCCAUCAACGGCGAAGAAGUCCUUACCGGUGAUAGAAUCAAAUUCGAUACCACGGACGUUGCGUCGCAAUUCAUCAACAAAAAGGCCAAGAGAUCAGACACAGGAACGUACACGAUAUAUUUGACCAACACCGUCGGCACGGAUUCCGCUUCGUGCAAGGUUCUCGUGGUCGACAAACCGUCACCACCGCAAGCGCCUCUCGAUAUAUCCGACAUCACCCCCGAGACCUGUACUCUGUCCUGGAAGCCGCCGUUCGACGACGGUGGUUCACCAGUCACCAAUUACGUUGUCGAAAAAUUGGAUCCGGCCGGCUACUGGGUGAAGCUGAGCAGCUUCGUGAGGAACACUCAUUACGACGUGAUCGGUCUCGAACCAAACCGCCAGUACAAUUUCCGCGUUCGCGCGGAGAACCAAUACGGAAUAUCGGAACCGUUACAAGCUGACGAACCGAUCACCGCUAAAUUCCCAUUCACGGUACCCGAUCCACCUGGACAACCGCGCGUUAUCGAUUGGGACACCUCGAACGCAACGUUAGUAUGGACUCGGCCUAUAUCCGACGGCGGAUCCCGCGUUCAGGGUUACAAGAUCGAAUUCCGCGACCCCGCCGACGACGCCCAAUGGCGAGUGGCAAACGACUAUUUAGUCAAAGACACGACUUACAUCUGUUACAAUCUGUUGAGCGGACACGAGUACGAGUUCAGAAUAAGAGCGAAGAACGCGGCCGGUUUUAGCAAACCUAGUCCACCCUCGCCGCCGUUCAAGUUGAAGAGCAAGUUCAACGUACCUUCGCCACCAGGAACACCGCAGGUAGUUAAAGUGGGUAAAAACUAUGUCGAUCUGAAGUGGGAGGCUCCGGUGUCGGACGGUGGCAGUCGCAUCACCGGUUACAUCAUCGAGAAACGCGAAGUCGGAAGCGCGUUUUGGGCAAAGUGCAACGAAUACAACGUCACCGACACCGAGUACACCGUUUUACAUCUGAUCGAGCGCGGCGAUUACGAGUUCCGAAUCUUCGCGGUGAACGCCGCUGGAAGAUCCGAACCGAGCUCUUGCACCACACCCGUCAAGAUCUGCGAGGUCGAAGGUGGCGAGAAGCCCGAAUUCGUCAGAACACUGCCGAUCAGUCAAAACAUACCGCUCGGAAAAAUGCUGGUGCUCGAAUGCGAGGCUACCGGAAAGCCUUUGCCCACCGCCAGGUGGCUGAAGAACGGCAGAGAGAUCACGCCCGGUGGUCGAUUCCGAACGGAGGCGUUCGAUGGUAUCUACAGACUCGUGAUAUCGGAAGUAUGGGACGCGGACGACGGCGAUUACAGCUGUCAAGUAUCGAAUCCUCUCGGUAUAGCUACGACCACGUCUCGAUUGAAGAUCGGUACCCCGCCCCGUAUCGAGCGCAUGCCGGAUGAUUUGUAUCUGGCCGAAGGCGACAACACCAAGAUCAAGAUCUACUACAGCGGCGAUCAACCUAUGGACGUUACUCUGAAGAAGGACGGUCACAAGGUGGUCGAGACCAGUCACAUCAAGUACACGGUGUUCGACGAGUAUCUCAUCAUCUUUAUAAAGGACAUUCAAAAGGACGACGCUGGCGUUUACGAUCUGUCGAUCUCGAACGACAGCGGUAGCGUGAGCGGCUCCUUCAACGUGAACAUCACCGGUCUGCCCGGACCUCCAACCGGCCCUCUCGACGUCACGGACAUCAACAAACACACUUGCACGUUGUCCUGGCAUCCGCCUAAAUUCGACGGUGGACUACGCGUUACUCACUACGUGGUCGAACGUCGCGACGUUAGCCACACACACUGGAUCAUAGUCUCGUCCUUCUGCAAGGACAUCAGCUUCAUGGUGCAAGGCCUGACGGAGGGACAAGAGUAUCUGUUCCGCGUGAUGGCGGUGAACGAUAACGGAAUGGGACCACCGCUCGAGGGAACGAACCCGAUCAAAGCAAAGGCGCCGUUCGAUCCGCCGGGUCCCCCGGGAACGCCGAAGGUGACCGAGGUCGGAGGAGACUUCGUGAACCUCUCUUGGGAGAAGCCAGAAACGGAUGGCGGUUCAAAGAUUCAGGGCUACUGGAUCGACAAGCGAGAAGUCGGCAGUCAGACUUGGCAACGCGUCAACGUGGCCAUCUGUCUGCCGACUCAGAUCAACGUCGUGAACUUGGUCGAAGGAAGGCAGUACGAGUUCCGCGUGUUCGCGCAGAACGCCGCAGGUCUCGGUCCAGAGUCGAAAGCUUCGACCUCGGUGAAAGUUACCGACCCCCAGGCCGCCAAAGCGCCGGAGGUCAUUCAGCCGUUGCACAAGGUCAACUGCGUGCAAUAUCACAACGCGCAAUUCCAAUGCAAGAUCGUCGGUAUACCGAAACCGACGAUCACAUGGUUCAAAGGAGCACGCGAGAUCGUCAGCGGUUCCCGAUACAACAUAUACUCGGAGGGCGACACGCACUAUUUGAUAAUCCACGACGUGUUCGGCGAAGACGCGGACGAGUACUUCUGUCGAGCAGUGAACAAGUGCGGCGUAAAAUCGACCAAGGGCGAGCUGUUGAUCAAGACUCCGCCGAAACUGAACGUACCGCCUCGUUUCCGAGACACCGCGUUCUUCGACAAAGGCGUCAACGUCGUCAUCAAGAUUCCGUUCACCGGUUACCCGAAACCGAAGAUCACCUGGGUCAGAGAGGGCGAGACGAUCGAAUCGGGAGGACAUUACACCGUCGAAGUGAAGGAGAGACACGCCGUCCUCACGAUCAUAGACGGCAGUCGAAUCGAUUCGGGUCCGUAUCGCAUCACCGCCGAGAACGAUCUAGGUCAAGACACUGCCAUUAUCAAGAUUCAGAUCAGCGACCGACCGGAUCCGCCCAGAUUCCCGCAAGUGGACAACGUCGGUCACGACUCGUUGGCUCUCAGCUGGAAACCACCAGUUUGGGACGGCGGCAGCAACAUCACCAAUUAUCUGGUCGAGAAGCGAGAACAUCCGAUGACCAGUUGGAUCCGAGUCGGAAACACCAGAUUCUGCACGAUGGCGGUUACCGGUCUCAGCCCGGGUCACCAAUACGACUUCAGGGUGUGCGCCGAAAACAUUUACGGCAGAUCGGAUCCGAGCGAAGUGACGCCUCUGAUCACCACCAAAGGUACCGUGAAGAGGGAAUUCAAGAAAAAGGAGUACCCGGUGGAUGAGACCGGCAAGAAGAUUCGCGGACGCAGCGACGAGAAACCGCGCGAUUACGAUCAAUUCGUGUUCGACGUAUACAGCAAGUACGUACCGCAGCCGGUCGAGAUCAAACACAUCUCGGUCUACGACCGAUACGACAUUCUCGAGGAAAUAGGAACCGGCGCGUUCGGCGUGGUUCAUCGUUGCCGCGAGCGAGCUACCGGUAACAUCUUCGCCGCCAAGUUUAUUCCCGUGUCGCACGCGAUGGAGAAGGAACUGAUCAGGAAAGAAAUCGACAUAAUGAAUCAAUUGCAUCAUCCGAAAUUGAUAAAUCUCCACGACGCUUUCGAAGACGACGACGAAAUGGUGUUGAUAUUCGAAUUCUUAUCGGGAGGUGAAUUGUUCGAGAGAAUCACGGCGGAAGGUUACACCAUGUCCGAGGCCGAAGUAAUCAAUUACAUGAGACAGAUUUGCGAGGGUGUGAAACAUAUGCACGAAAAGAACAUCAUACACCUAGACAUCAAACCGGAGAACAUCAUGUGCCAGACUCGCAACAGUACCAACGUGAAAUUGAUCGAUUUUGGUUUGGCGACGAAACUCGACCCGAACGAAGUCGUUAAGAUCAGUACCGGCACGGCAGAGUUCGCAGCUCCUGAAAUCGUUGAACGCGAACCGGUCGGCUUUUACACGGACAUGUGGGCUUGCGGUGUCCUGGCCUACGUUUUAUUGAGCGGUCUAUCGCCAUUCGCCGGAGACAACGAUAUCGAAACUCUGAAGAACGUUAAAGCCUGCGACUGGGACUUCGACGAGGAGGCAUUCCGGGACGUAUCCGAAGAAGGCAAAGAUUUUAUCAGACGGUUGCUCGUCAAAAACAAAGAGAAACGCAUGACCGCUCACGAAUGCCUGUUGCAUCCAUGGCUAACCGGUGAUCACAGUAAUCGCACGACUCCGAUUUCGAGCAGUCGAUACCUCAGGUUCAGAGACAGACUACGAGCGAAAUACGAAAAUUGGGACAAAUACGUGCUUCCGAUUGGUCGAUUAGCCGAAUACUCGUCGUUGAGGAAAUUGUUGAUCGAGAAAUACAAGAUUUACGAUUCCUGCUUCGAUCGACGACAAGCAGCGCCAAGGUUCGUCAUCAAGCCUACGAGCGCGUUCGCGUACGAGGGACAGAGCGUGAAAUUCACUUGCCGCGUGAUCGCGAUCGCCGCUCCAACCCUCACGUGGUUCCAUAACAAUCAAGAACUCCGGCAAUCCGUCAAGUUUAUGAAACGAUACCACGGCGAUGACUACACCUUCAUCAUCAACAGAGUGAAACUGGAAGACAGAGGAGAAUACGUGAUCAGAGCGGAGAAUCACUACGGUUACAGAGAAGAGGUCGUUUUCUUGAACGUGCAACCGUUGCCCGUUGAGAUUCCGAAAUACAGGCCAGAACUGCAUCCAGUUCGCAGGAGAGAACCGCUAGGUUACAAUGUCUGGUUGGAAACUAUCGAAUCGGCGCCGAGUUUCACGUUCUUGCUUCGACCGCGUGUCAUUCAAGUCAGACAAACGUGCAAACUUCUUUGUUGUCUGAGUGGCAAUCCACCGCCAACGGUUAAAUGGUACAAGGACAGGGAAGAACUCUCUAAGCAUCAUUACGCAAUGACCAACGCGGACGGUGUAGUCACGAUGGAAAUAAUCGACUGUAAACCGGAAGACAGCGGCAAAUAUCGUUGUGUCGCGACUAACAAACACGGAAAAGAUGAAACUAGCUGCGUGGUCAUUGUCGAAGAUCGAAGAUUUAUCGAGCAACCGUUGAAACCGGCACCGCCACCGAUCAUAACGAUACACAAAUCCAGCGGAUACAGCGGGUACAGCUCUACCACCACGCAAGGUCACAGCUAUAGCAGUUCUACCACCAAACAAAAUUCCACCACCUCCUCUUCUUCCACUUAUAAAUCUACAGAGUCCAGCACGGACAAACGAAGCGUCAAGAAAUAUGGACUCGACGCUACCGGCAGCCCAUCUCGCUCCAGGAGUACGACCAAAGAGCUAGCUUAUCCACCGGACGACUCGAUGAGAGCACCGCAAUUUACGAAAAAAUUGAGCGAUCUCACUAUCGGUGACGGAGAACAACUGGAACUGAGCGUGAAAGUUGACGGUGAUCCGGAACCGCAAAUUACCUGGUCGAAGAAUGGCAAGACACUGAGCUCGUCGGAGAUCAUGAGUCUGAAGUACAAAGCCGGAGUUGCCACUCUCGUCAUCAACGAAGUCUUCCCCGAAGACGAAGGCGAAUACGCGUGUCAAGCGAGCAACAGCAUCGGUACUGCAACUACCUCUUGCAAAUUGACCAUAAAACCGAUGACGAACGCACCCGCGAAGAAAAAGACCGACGAUAAGCCUCCACAAAUCGUGGACCACGUAACGAGCAUGUUCGUGAAGGACGGCGAAUCCGUAACUUUGAGCUGUCGAAUAAUCGGCGCGAAGAAGUUCGACGUGGUCUGGCUUCACAAUAACAAGGAAAUCAAACCAAGCAAGGACUUCCAAUACAGCAACGAGGCCAACAUCUAUAAAUUGAACAUAGCCGAAAUCUUCCCCGAAGAUUCUGGUACUUACACCUGCGAGGCAUUCAAUGACGCAGGAGAAAGCUUCUCGUCGUGCACAUUAAAUGUACUUGUUCCAAACGAAGAACCGAAGAGUCCAGUUUUCACGACAUUCCCACAAUCUGCAACGAUAGGCGAAGGCGAAUCGGUUACGUUCGUAUGCAAGACUGAAACCGCGCCUCUGAAAGUAACGUGGCUGAAAGACGGAAAAGCGCUCCCAGAAACCAGCAGCAGGUAUCUCUUCAGUUCAGACGGUGACAAAUCGUUCGAGUUGCGUAUCAAAGCAUGCACGGCCAGCGACGUCGGUCAGUACGUCGCUCGUGCGAUCGGUAAAAAGGGCGAAACCAACGCCGCUUUCGCCCUAAAUGUUACAAGUGCUAACGAACUGUGAAUUCGCUGAUUUCGUACAUGAACAAAUCGGAACGCGAUAAAGUUGGCUUCCACAACAUUAUUAGGAGAAAAUGAUGUAAAAAUGGACUGUAAAAAUUUGUGACUCGCAAAUGUACGCGAUCACAAAGAACGUGACGCUCGUGUAUAAAUGAGAAAUUGAGAACCUAUUGUAUUUGCACUGUUCUAUAUGUAAAUUAUUCUUGGAACGCUGUACUUUCUUUCUGUGUGUUUAUCAUAUCGCAAAAACAAAAAAAUUAUGUCGUUAUACGGUGAAAAAAAAAGAAUCCAAAGCGUUAAACGAUACGGAUAGCACGCGCAAUCUACUACGCUAAUACGGGCUUUGCUGUAUACACGAAAUAGCAUAUCUUUAAGUACAUACAAUAAUGCAUAACGGCAGCGAAUGAACGAAAACUAAUUCGAAGCGGCAAUUAUUCGUCGUAGCCAGUCCUGGCAAGAUAGCCAGCAUCCUCAUAUAUACUAGAACGUUAAAUAACACCUUAUCUUGCUUGGACGACUAUUGUACGAAAUAACUCGAAAAACAGAUGAUACUGCCGUGAUGUACGUCCUUAUUCCAUGUAAUCGUACGCACUGUCGUGUUAUACAUGUUUGAAGACUGCUUCCGUUACAAAAUUUACGAUAAAUAAAAAAUAAUUCUCAAAUAUAAAAUUAUACUUUCGU
Molecule: messenger RNA, 28193 nt
Organism: Megachile rotundata (alfalfa leafcutting bee)
Lineage: Eukaryota; Metazoa; Arthropoda; Insecta; Hymenoptera; Megachilidae
Gene: bent
Product: projectin protein bent
Biological process (GO): protein phosphorylation
Molecular function (GO): ATP binding; protein kinase activity; protein binding
Source: RefSeq, a predicted model, not a curated record